Molecule: messenger RNA, 448 nt
Organism: Dendrobium catenatum
Lineage: Eukaryota; Viridiplantae; Streptophyta; Magnoliopsida; Asparagales; Orchidaceae
Product: 40S ribosomal protein S25-4-like
Exons: 3
Coding region: 155-433 (92 amino acids)
Cellular component (GO): cytosolic small ribosomal subunit
Molecular function (GO): structural constituent of ribosome
Source: RefSeq, a predicted model, not a curated record
CUGAUCUGACGGCUUGCAGUCCAUAGCAAAUCGAAGGUUCGUCAUGGAAUCGAAUUAAAACCCUAGGAUUUGGGAGUAGCUAAAAGAGUAAUCUUUCUCUUCAAAACCGCCGUGGUUGGAUCGUUCUCUUCGCGACCCGAGAGAUCUGCACGAGAUGGCGCCUAAGAAGGAGAAGGCUGCGCCUCCGGCUUCUAAGCCAGCCAAGUCUGGUGGCGGGAAGCAGAAGAAGAAGAAGUGGAGCAAAGGAAAGCAGAAGGAGAAGGUGAACAAUGCUGUUCUCUUCGAUCAGGCAAGCUACGAUAAGAUGCUUACGGAAGUCCCCAAGUACAAGAUGAUUACUCCAUCUGUACUAUCUGAUAGAUUGAGGGUAUGGGUCUUAUUAUUAUUUUUUGGUUUAACAGUAAAUUUUCUUCUAUUAAUAAGUGACUGGUAAUUGUGCUUACUUUGA